UGCAUUCGUUAGGUAUAGUCGUAUGACCCGGCAUAUUUUCGGAUUACGAGUCUUAAGUGCAUCUCUUUGAACGACUUUGUUAUUUUUAUUAUUACUAUCACUGUUAUUAUUAUCGUUGAGAUGGAGAAUAUGUUGGGCUAGCCGAAGACGACGCUGUAUGAUACUAAAUAUGAGGAGGGCGUCGUACUCUGACAGAGUAGGGAAGGUGGUCCAUCGCCAGGCGAUAUUCUGGACGGUGGUGGUCAUGACUCCCGGUAGACGAGGACUUGCACUCCAGAAGGAUUGACACAGAUCUUAGGCUACACAGAUCGAGAAUCACCAAUUGUUUCUCAAUAAAUGGAUAGUUAUUCAAACAUCUCGGAACAUGAAGUUGAACAAUUGAUUAAUUAUGAAGAACUAUUACCAUUAAUUGAAACAGCAUUUGGUAAAUUGUCAAUGGGGGAUGACGGGGGCGUGGUUCAACCGGUUAGAAGUUUGUUGCCGGUCCAGGAAUACAAUGGCUGGGGUAUUAUUAUGCCUUGUUACUAUGAUGGCUGUAUGACUACAAAGGUCUUCACCAACUUUCGAAAAGAAGGCUUACAAUCCCGGCGGGCAAUGAUCCUGCUGUACCUUCCACCAGACGGGGCUAUGAAAGCUCUGAUAGCGGGUGAGACCAUUACGUUGUUCAGGACUGCUGCUAUGUCUGCGGUUGCAACAAAGGUUAGUAUGGUGAUAAAAUAUAAUAUUAAUUUAUUAUAAUAAAUAUUCUAUAGA
Messenger RNA from Anneissia japonica, 753 nucleotides. Its product is annotated as ketimine reductase mu-crystallin-like. The transcript is spliced from 5 exons. Gene Ontology annotation, cellular component: cytoplasm. Bases 337 to 738 code for a protein of 133 amino acids. The record is from RefSeq and is a predicted model, not a curated record. Lineage: Eukaryota; Metazoa; Echinodermata; Crinoidea; Comatulida; Comatulidae. Gene Ontology annotation, molecular function: hormone binding.